Molecule: messenger RNA, 3449 nt
Organism: Paramecium pentaurelia
Lineage: Eukaryota; Ciliophora; Oligohymenophorea; Peniculida; Parameciidae
Source: the annotation of a GenBank genome assembly
AUGAGCAACAACAGUUUAAACGAAAAUGAGAAUGCUGGUGCAAUAGCACAUUAUUCAAGAAGUUAGGUUAAAUUAUUAAAUGAAAUCGUUCUUAGGAGUUUAAGAUAACUUAUAGAACUGAAGAAGCAUUAUUAGAAAUUAAUAAUGCCUUAAAUCUUUGUCCUCAGUUUGCAGAAGCCUAUACUUUAAGAAGUUCAAUCUUUAAAUAUCUAUUUAGGUGGAUUAUAUGAGCAGUUGAAGUUAUACGAUAAGGCGUUGGAAGAUAUAAAUUAUAGCAUAUUUAUCAAUAACAAUAAUGCUGAAAGUUAUUAUUAACGGGGUAUUAAUUAGAUCUGAUAAUUUAAGCAACUAUUUAUAGGAGAAAAAAAAAUUUUGAUCUAGCAUUAUAAGAUUGUUAGAGGUGUGUUUUGAUUAAUCCAAACUUUGCCAUUGGAUAUUCUAGAAUGGGUAAUGAGAUAAACAUAAAUGUUUAGGUACUAUAAUGGGAGAUUUGAAAUAAAAGAAUAGUGAACUCUCAUAUUACAAUUAAGCUAUAGAUAAAGAUGAAAACUGCUAUUAUGCAUUUAUGUGUAGAGGUAAUUUAAAUUUAUAUUUCUAGGUUUGUAUUAUUUUGAUGAACAAAUGUUUAAUGAUGCACUUAGAAAUUUCAAUUAAGCUAUAAAAAUAAAUCCAAAAUAUGCUUUAGCCUAUUAUAACAGAGGUAAGUACUUUUACACUUAAUAUAUUAGCCAUAUUAUAUAAUGAUAUUGGAGAAAAAGAUAAAGCAUUAAGUGACUAUAAUCAAGCAAUCCAACUUGAUCCUAAAUAUGUUAAUGCCUAUAAUAACAGAGGUAAAUACUUUUACACUCAAUUUAAUAGGCAAUUUAUAUGAUGAUAUUGGUGAAAAAGAUAAAGCAUUAAGUGACUAUAGUCAAGCAAUCCAACUUGAUCCUAAAUAUGUUGAUGCCUAUAAUAACAGAGGUAAAUACUAUUACACUCAAUUUAAUAGGCAAUUUAUAUGAUGAUAUUGGUGAAAAAGAUAAAGCAUUAAGUGACUAUAGUCAAGCAAUCCAACUUGAUCCUAAUUGUGCAAUGACCUAUAAUAACAGAGGUAAAUACUUUUACACUUAAUAUAUUAGCCAUAUUAUAUAAAUAUAUUGGUGAAAAAGAUAAAGCAUUAAGUGACUAUAAUCAAGCAAUCCAACUUAAUCCUAAUUGUGCAAUGACCUAUAAUAACAGAGGUAAAUACUUUUACACUUAAUAUAUUAGCCAUAUUAUAUAAAGAUAUUGGUGAAAAAGAUAAAGCAUUAAGUGAUUAAAAUCAAUCAAUUUAACUUAAUCCAAAUGACUCAACAGCCUAUUUCCAAAGAGGUGAAUACUAUUACAUCUAAUUUUAUAGGCAAUUUAUAUGAUGAUAUUGGUGAAAAAGAUAAAGCAUUAAGUGAUUAUAAUCAAGCAAUCCAACUUGAUCCUAAAUAUGUUAAUGCCUAUAAUGGAAGAGGUAAAUACUUUUACAAUUAAUAUAUUAGCCAUAUUAUAUAAUGAUAUUGGUGAAAAAGAUAAAGCAUUAAGUGACUAUAAUCAAGCAAUCCAACUUGAUCCUAAAUAUGUUAAUGCCUAUAAUGGAAGAGGUAAAUACUUUUACAAUUAAUAUAUUAGCCAUAUUAUAUAAUGAUAUUGGUGAAAAAGAUAAAGCAUUAAGUGACUAUAAUCAAGCAAUCCAACUUGAUCCUAAAUAUGUUAAUGCCUAUAAUGGAAGAGGUAAAUACUUUUACAAUUAAUAUAUUAGCCAUAUUAUAUAAUGAUAUUGGUGAAAAAGAUAAAGCAUUAAGUGACUAUAAUCAAGCAAUCCAACUUAAUCCUAAUUGUGCAAUGACCUAUAAUAACAGAGGUAAAUACUUUUACACUUAAUAUAUUAGCCAUAUUAUAUAAAGAUAUUGGUGAAAAAGAUAAAGCAUUAAGUGACUAUAAUCAAGCAAUCCAACUUGAUCCUAAAUAUGUUAAUGCCUAUAAUGGAAGAGGUAAAUACUUUUACAAUUAAUAUAUUAGCCAUAUUAUAUAAUGAUAUUGGUGAAAAAGAUAAAGCAUUAAGUGACUAUAAUCAAGCAAUCCAACUUGAUCCUAAAUAUGUUAAUGCCUAUAAUGGAAGAGGUAAAUACUUUUACAAUUAAUAUAUUAGCCAUAUUAUAUAAUGAUAUUGGUGAAAAAGAUAAAGCAUUAAGUGACUAUAAUCAAGCAAUCCAACUUGAUCCUAAAUAUGUUAAUGCCUAUAAUGGAAGAGGUAAAUACUUUUACAAUUAAUAUAUUAGCCAUAUUAUAUAAUGAUAUUGGUGAAAAAGAUAAAGCAUUAAGUGACUAUAAUCAAGCAAUCCAACUUGAUCCUAAAUAUGUUAAUGCCUAUAAUGGAAGAGGUAAAUACUUUUACAAUUAAUAUAUUAGCCAUAUUAUAUAAUGAUAUUGGUGAAAAAGAUAAAGCAUUAAGUGACUAUAAUCAAGCAAUCCAACUUAAUCCUAAUUGUGCAAUGACCUAUAAUAACAGAGGUAAAUACUUUUACACUUAAUAUAUUAGCCAUAUUAUAUAAAGAUAUUGGUGAAAAAGAUAAAGCAUUAAGUGACUAUAAUCAAGCAAUCCAACUUGAUCCUAAAUAUGUUAAUGCCUAUAAUGGAAGAGGUAAAUACUUUUACAAUUAAUAUAUUAGCCAUAUUAUAUAAUGAUAUUGGUGAAAAAGAUAAAGCAUUAAGUGACUAUAAUCAAGCAAUCCAACUUAAUCCUAAUUGUGCAAUGACCUAUAAUAACAGAGGUAAAUACUUUUACACUUAAUAUAUUAGCCAUAUUCUAUAAAGAUAUUGGUGAAAAAGAUAAAGCAUUAAGUGACUAUAAUCAAGCAAUCCAACUUGAUCCUAAAUAUGUUAAUGCCUAUAAUAACAGAGGUAAAUACUUUUACAAUUAAUAUAUUAGCCAUAUUAUAUAUUGAUAUUGGUGAAAAAGAUAAAGCAUUAAGUGAUUAUAAUCAAGCAAUCCAACUUGAUCCUAAAUAUGUUAAUGCCUAUAAUGGAAGAGGUAAAUACUUUUACAAUUAAUAUAUUAGCCAUAUUAUAUGAUGAUAUUGGUGAAAAAGAUAAAGCAUUAGGUGACUAUAAUCAAGCAAUCAAAAUUGAUCCAUAGUCAAUAAAUCUUUAUUUUCGAAAAGGUUAGAUCUCUAUAUUUGAAUUUUAGGUCUUACUUUAGAUAAUAUGAAUUAAUAUGAACAAGCGAUACACUGCUUUAAUCAAGUGAUUUACCUUCAUCCUUAUCAUGCUGAUGCUUAUUUUUAAAAAGGUUUGGUAUUUAAUAUCAUUUAGCAAUUCAAUUAUAAAAAUUGAACCAAUUUAUUUCAGCCAUAAAAAAUUAUUCUAUAGCUCUAACAUAUAACCAUCCAUCUUAAAAUGAUAUUAAUCAAAAAAUACACUAAUUUAGAGUAUUACAAUGA